UUGGCAGCGCGGGGGACUCACGCCCGUAGUCAAUAGUCAACAGCCGACAGACUUAUUCACUUUGCGCUUGUAAUACGAGGCGUGCUGCCAGAUAAAUAGUCUGAUACUCUUGUCUGCUGCUCAGUAUUCCAGAGCUCUGUUCUUUCCCGGCUUCCUCGUCGCGAAAACCGUGUCGCAUUUCCCCUCCAAGCCUCAAGUCAACGGAAAUCAGUCCAUAUGGCUUACUCUGAGCGCGAAUUCUACGGCGGCGCCAUCGCGGGCGCUAUUCCUAUAGGCUGGAUUGACAGCAGUGACCUCCGCGAAGUUCCCGACCACCAAGAAAUCUACCUCUCCCCAACCACUCUCUCCAACUUCAUCCUAGAGGUCAACGAGGCCGUCCCUGACAAUGAAGCUCUCGCCCACCUAGACCAACAGCAACAGCAAUCCACCGCCCCGGCCGGCGGCGUCCAUGCGAACAAAGAAACGAUCGACAAAGCCGCCGUCAACUACCACCUCCACGACCUCUGCGACGAAGGUGAUACCAUCCAAGCUGUUAUCCCGCCAGCCCCUAUCUCCCUCCCGCGCUUCAAGCCAGAACACCAAGCGCGCGCAUACAAGGGUGUGGCCUCCUUUACGACUCCCAAGACACAACGGAAGGGCGGUGGUCGGGUUCCGGGGUCUGUGGAUGGAUCUGCAGCAACAACAACAAUGGGUGCUAGUGCUGGUGUUGGGGGGGCGGAUGCACCGCAGGUUUCGCGGUUGAGCUGUCAUUAUUUGCUUGUGCGGUUGGAGAAGCAGAAGACGGAUUUGUUGGUGUUUAUGAAUGUGCCGCAUGAUGAGUUUGAUACAAAGGGGGAUCUCGCAGGGCUGUCGAGGGAGGAGGAGUUGGCGACGGGGUUUGUUGAUAAGCUGCUUGAGACUUUGGAGGUGAAGAAUUGGGGGCUGUUUGGUUGAACCUCUUUCAUAAAGGGCCACAUGAAAAUGAUAGUUGCGAGCGAUAUGGAUUUGUACUAGUUAGUUAUUAGUUAGUAAUAGAUAGAUGCUACCAAUGAAUACAAUACUACUUGAUCACUCCUCA
Molecule: messenger RNA, 1057 nt
Organism: Aspergillus ruber CBS 135680
Lineage: Eukaryota; Fungi; Ascomycota; Eurotiomycetes; Eurotiales; Aspergillaceae
Gene: mog1
Product: Ran GTPase-binding protein MOG1
Exons: 2
Coding region: 217-933 (238 amino acids)
Biological process (GO): protein import into nucleus
Cellular component (GO): nucleus
Molecular function (GO): small GTPase binding; guanyl-nucleotide exchange factor activity
Source: RefSeq, a predicted model, not a curated record